Messenger RNA from Electrophorus electricus (electric eel), 3117 nucleotides. It is a transcript of the gene c5ar1, whose product is annotated as complement C5a receptor 1. Lineage: Eukaryota; Metazoa; Chordata; Actinopteri; Gymnotiformes; Gymnotidae. Gene Ontology annotation, biological process: complement receptor mediated signaling pathway; phospholipase C-activating G protein-coupled receptor signaling pathway; chemotaxis. The record is from RefSeq and is a predicted model, not a curated record. Gene Ontology annotation, cellular component: plasma membrane. Gene Ontology annotation, molecular function: G protein-coupled receptor activity; complement component C5a receptor activity.
UAAGGCAAGGCUGCACUGAUCCACACACAGGAGAGAUCGCCCCUAAAGAGGACUCGCAGCUGACGCUGUCAAGACACUGUUCAUCUAGCAGGUGAAAGCUCACACACAGUUAAAAUGGACUACUACGAAGAGUUUGACUUUGACAUUUUGUACAACAACUCCACCCUGCACCCGUGCAUCAAGUUCAACAACUGCACGUUCCUCGAGGAGGGAGGCGUGUCUGUCAUGGGCUGGCGUCACACCGUCGCCCUGGUCUGCUAUGGCCUCGUCGUCCUGUUGGGCGUCCCCGGCAAUGGCCUGGUGGUGUGGGUGACGGCGUUCCGGAUGCCGCGCUCGGUGAACGCGCUGUGGUUCAUGCACCUGGCCCUGGCCGACCUGCUGUGCUGCCUGUCGCUGCCCCUGCUCAUGGUGCCGCUGGCCCAGGAUCUGGACUGGCCCUUCGGCCUUGUGGCCUGCAAGAUCCUGCCCGGCCUGCUCUACAUGAUGAUGUUCUGCAGCGUGCUCCUGCUGACCCUCAUCAGCCUGGACCGCUGGCUGCUGGUGUCCCAGCCGGCCUGGUGCCAGAACUGGAGGCACCCGCGCUGGGCCAACUGGGCCUGCCUCUGCACCUGGCUCCUGGCCCUGCUGGCCAGCCUACCUCAAUUCAUCCAUACCAUGCUGGUCACGCAGCAGUCCAAGAAGAUGUGCCUCGCCGGCUACAACAGCCAUGCCCAGGCUUGGGGUUCCGUCCUCGGCCGCGUCCUGCUGGGCUUUCUGGUGCCGUUCCUGGUGAUCAGCAUGAGCCACUGGAAGGUGUACCAGAGGGCGGGGAGCGGGCCGGGGCGGCAUUGCAGCCAGCGCUCGGCGCGCACCCUGCGGGUGAUCCUCGCCGUGGUGCUCAGCUUCUUCCUGUGCUGGAUGCCGCUGCACGCCGUGGACAUCGCCGAGCUGGUGCUGCACAAUGCCGACGCCAAUGCACACGCCAAGGCUAACCUGCACCUGGCCCAGGUGCUAGCGCUCUGCCUGGCGUACUUCAACAGCUGCCUGAACCCGCUGCUCUACGUGUGCCUGGGCCGGAGCUUCCGGGAGAGCAUCACCAAGUCGCUGCGAAGCGUGCUCCAGUUCGCCUCUGAGGGGCCAACACCAGGCCUCAGCAUGACAGCUCACACCAAGAGCACCACUGACACCAACACGCUGAUGGCAGGGGUCAAACCCAGCUGAGAAGGCAGCUCCCGCCGAGUGACGCCGAGUGGCAGCGGUCCUGGGGCACGUAGAUGUAAAGAUCAUGUUGAGAAGGCAGAGGGAUUCAGUGUGGCUGUGAAGGUCCUUCAUGGUUUUGGCACUACUGGGCUUUUGAGAAUGAUUUUAGUGACUUUCCUGAUAACCCUAAUGAGGUUCCACUCCUGACCCCGAAAACAGGCACUCUUACACUCUUACAGGGUGUCUUUUCCCUGGUAUAAGGCCUUUACUAAUUAGGUUAAUUAGGCUACAUAAAUCAUGCAGUUUAAUCAAGAUAAGAUAUGAAGAAGAAUAUGGUAGCAUAUGAAUCAUAUGAAACAGAAUGUUAUUACAUUAUAUAUUAUAACAAGAAAAUUUGCUUUUGUUCUUUGUAUUCAACCAUUUAUCGAUCUAGCGUAUCAAUAUAUCAAUCUAAUAUAUUCAUAGCUCUCUCUCUGUGUGUGUGUGCGUGUGUGUGUGCGUGUGCGUGUGUGCGUGUGCGUGUGUGCGUGCGUGCGUGCGUGUGUGUGUGUGUUGUGCAAGCAGCAUAUUUAGGAUGUUAUGAAAAAGUGGUGAUACAUGCUGGGUGAGAUGGUGGUGGUGCUUUGACAGAUAAGCAUAUAAAUUCGACAUGACAUAAAAGAGCUCCAACCAAUUAUGUCAUGAAAAAACAACAGGUGUAAAAUUGUGCUGUCGUUUAACGCAAUACCCUCAAGAAAAUGUGAAUUAUGUCAUCAGUCAGUACCUACUUAAAUAUUCAUUAGCCACAAAAUGGCCCCAAACACCGCAUUGAUUAGCACCUUUGAUAUGGUGCUUUUCCCACAAGCACCACACGCAGGACAAAACCUGGUUUAACAAGCAGCACAGAGCAUCUGUUCUGCUAGUAGCAUCAGCAGUGUUUCCAGAGCAGUGUGCAGUGCAUAGGUGAAAAUUGAUUUUAACAAUGUUAGUAUGAAGUCUUCAUUCAAAGUAAUAAACUUUAACAUUUAACAGCAUCUUAAUUAGAUUUCUGGUUGGCAACAGGAAGAAAGUGAGGGGUGACACAGCGGUUUAAUGGACUGCACUUAGGAGUGAUAUAAAGCUAUGUUAACAGUUAAAAUACCUCUUACCCAACCACCCUAUUCACCACAGGCACAUGACCGCCCAGCUAAAUAUACCAGCACGCCAUAGUAGCCCUUUGUAAGUAAAUCAACAAGAGAAAUAAAUUGAAACAAGGAAGAGGUUUCGAAACCCUCGUAACUUGCCAAUACCAUUUGUCACUUCCUUAGUGCUCGGCAAGGGGAAGUGUUUUAAUCCGUAUGCACACAGAUCCAAAACCUCACAUUUACUCGAGGAUCUCAAACUGCUCUUCUUGAGCUUUUGUUAAUUUAUUUAUUAAUAACCACUGAUCUUAAUAUUGACCUUUGAUAAACCUUCCUAUUAACUACAUAGCAUGUUGCAGAUUCUACACAUAAACAUAACCAUGCCUUCAAUCUGAUUAUAACAUCCCAUGACUUGGAUAACAAUCUGCAACAGGAAUGAUGUGAAAUCAUUUUUUAAAAAUGCCCUUUAAUUGAUGAUUCCAUGGUAACUCCCAAAGUCUUCUGUGACUCAUGACUCUAGACAAGUGUGACAAUUAUAAAGUUUUUUGUAGCAAAAUACACCCUUUCAGAUUUCUGCUAAAGGACCAUAAACACUUACUAAAGUGAUUUCACUUCUCCGACUGCUCACUAGAUCACUAGACCUUGACCCCUCUUUUCUCAGCAACUAUACUCUAGUUUCAAGUAUUCACUACUCCCUACACAAACACAUUAACAGCUGAUCUCUAUUCAUUUAUGCAAUUGUCUGUUCUAACAUCUUUAAUUAGCUAUUUCACUGUUUUGCUUUUUUUGUGUGUGGAUCAUUUGGAUUGUAAGACCACUUCUUACAAUUCUUAAUAAA